GUUGAAAUCAAUAUAAUUUUGUAAAAAGUACAAGAACCAAACUAACAAAAAGUGGUGAUUUUUUCAAGAGACGUCGAACUUUUAAACUGCAGUUACCUUGCUAACUAAAGUGUGUGAAUGAUGGUGUUACAAAGAAUCGCUGAUAUAAUUUCGAUGCUAAGCUACAGUCGUAUACGGUGCAAAGACGUAAAGUCUGAGGAUCAUGGUCCAGCAGAUUUUGAACGGGCAAUUGUAAGCUCUGGUUAUGGAAAGUUCAACUACCUAUUACUGUUGGCCGUGCUGCCCGCGAGUUUCUCCAGCAUCUUCUCGUCAUCGGCGAUAUCGUACGUGCUCCCGUCAGCGGAAUGCGACCUGGGCCUUACCAUGUUCGACAAGGGUCUACUCAACUCAAUGACAUUCGCAGGAAUGAUCAGCACGUCGUUUUUCUGGGGAUUCAUGACCGACACGUUCGGUCGUAAGAAGAUCAUGUUUUAUGGUUACAUGUUCACCGGGAUCUUGAGUCUGGCGACAUGUUUUUCGCAUACAUCUUGGCUUUUAAUUUUGUUCAAAUUUCUCGACGGCGUGAUCAUAUCUGGCCCCUAUGCCGCUCUGAUGUCAUAUUUAGCGGAAGUACACAACGAGGUAAAUCGAUCUCGAACCUACAUGUGGCUAGGUGUGUUUUUCUCGCUUGCAAACAUUUCUUUGCCAUGUAUCGCGUGGCUAAUCCUACCCCAGAAAUGGACCAUAAAUCUGAUGAGUAAAAGCGUGGAGAUUAGUUCCUGGAGAGUGUUUUUAGCAAUUUGCUCAUUACCAGAGUUCCUGGCGUGCAUUGCAAUGUUCGCAUUUCCUGAGAGCCCACGUUUCCUCCUCCUGAAAGGACGAAGAGAAGAGGCUCUGGAGGUUUUCAAGAAAAUUUACGUAGUCAACACCGGAAAGGAUCCAGACACAUACCCGAUAAAAGAUCUCGAGGACGAGUACUUCAUUCAAGGGUCAACCGACACUGUGAAAGACAAACUGCGAUCGUGCUGGCAACAGAUCCAACCUCUUUUUGUACCGCCAAGCAUUUACAAACUGAUCGCGAUAGGUUUGAUUCAGCUUGGUGCCACAAUAGGAUCGAACUCGAUCCGAUUAUGGAUGCCUCAGUUAUUCACAAUGAUGGAACACUUCAAGAGCAAUUACACGAAAGUCGAAUAUUCAAGCACGCAACCACGCUUCUGUUACAUGUUAGGCCAACGGCAAUCGAAUAGUAGUUCCUCAGGGAGUUUUGUGAAUGAAACUUUAAGGGUUGCGCAACCGUGCAUUCCGACGGUCUUAAACGCAAAAGUCUUCAUUAAUUCCAUCGUAAUCGCCACGACCGGUGUUGUGGGGUAUACUUUAGCUGGCACGCUGAUUACAGUAGUAGGAAAAAGAAAACUCAUAGCGACCUGUUUUCUAGUAGCCGCUGCUUGUUGCGGAUCUCUGUAUUGGGCAGAAAAUGCUAACAGUAUUCUCGGUUUAUGUUCUGUUUUCGUGGCUAUGUCGAGCAUAGGAGGUGCAUGCGUCGUUAACAUUAUUGUCGAUAACUUUCCAACAUGCUUAAGGACUAUGGCAGUCAGUCUGACUAUGAUGGUUGGUAGGCUCGGAGCGGUUAUGGGCAAUUUACUGUUUCCAGUUCUAUUCAACUUGUCCUGUUUGGGUCCAUUCGUUAUGAUUGGCUCAGCUUCUUUGGUAUCAGCCUUACUGGUAACUGUGCUACCUCGAAAGCCUUCGCAAACGGAUAAAUCGAAGAACGUCGUUUGACAAUAGUGUAUUCCGGAUGGUGAUUUCAAUCAGGCCGAUUGAAACGGUAUAAUUCAGCUAGUUGUAGCUGAGAGGAUCGCGUGUAAAUAAGUUCUGUCCUUGAUCUUUCAUAGAUUCUGUAAUUCGUGUGCAUGAUCUUCCAUCAUGUAAAUAUGUAUAUACAAUACAAUUACACUCAUAUAGUAUAAAAUCUCCUCACGUUAUAUAUGUAUGCAUGAAAUUAAGUGAACCAUAGAACGAGUGCGUGUGGUGAGACUUUGUUUAAUAAAUCUCGUGACUGCAUCACGUGUGGAAUAAUUUUAGAACAAUUCUCUAAUUGUUUUUAAUCACUUUGUCAGCCAGUGAUUUGUCAGGUAGUACAUUAAAUGAACAAUGAAUUUCUGAAACGAUGUAAUGAAAAAGACAACAUGUUUGUUGUACAAUAAAUCUGUUUUAUUAUUGUUUUAAAGUAA
This is a messenger RNA of Dufourea novaeangliae, 2210 nucleotides long. RefSeq names its product synaptic vesicle glycoprotein 2C-like. Gene Ontology annotation, biological process: transmembrane transport. Lineage: Eukaryota; Metazoa; Arthropoda; Insecta; Hymenoptera; Halictidae. The transcript is spliced from 12 exons. Gene Ontology annotation, molecular function: transmembrane transporter activity. The coding region runs from base 118 to 1758 and encodes 546 amino acids. The record is from RefSeq and is a predicted model, not a curated record.